CUUCAUCAUGCCUGCUGCUGUGAUUAUGGAGGAAAACUUUGAUAAACUAUUGGAGCAGUGUGAAGCACAAGAGCUCGAGGCUCCAGGGGGCAUUGCAACUCCUCAAGUCUACGCUCAGUUGCUGUCGCUUUAUUUACUUCAUAAUGACAUGUGAGUCUUCAGGAGGUGACAGUUUCCUCUCUUUCUCUACAGGGAAGAGCAGCCUUCAUGUUUUUUUUUUUGUUUUAUGGAUAAGGAAUAAUGCCAGGUAUCUCUGGAAACGGGCUCCCCAAGCAAUAAAAUCGGCAAACCCUGAAUUAACAGCUAUUUGGGCGGUCGGCCAACGCAUUUGGCAGCGGGACUUUCCAGGGAUCUACACAGCCAUCGCAGCUUACCAGUGGUCAGAGAAUAUCCUUCCGGUCAUGGAGGCGCUUCGAGAGAGCACGCGGCAAAGGGCGUACAGUCUGGUGGCCCAGGCAUACACUUCCAUCCAAGCAGAAGACUUCGCUGCUUUUGUUGGAUACUCUGUGGAAGAGGCAGUAAAAGGUGUGGUGAGCCAGGGCUGGCAGGCAGACCCCGCCACCAGGAUGGUGAUGCCCAAAAAGCCAGAUCCUCCCCCUGUCUCAUUGGUUCCAAAUGAGCAGCAGUUGGCCAGACUCACUGACUACGUGGCUUUCCUCGAGAACUGAUAACCCACCACAACCCCGCUGCCACCCUUUUUUCGCUCGCCUGGUACAGAGGGAGAGAUCACAAGUUUUGGACAGACUCUUCCUCCUUCCUGCAAAGACCCACACCCAGAUAGACGUACCAAAAACACACCAAUCAUCUUGCAUGAAAGGCUGCAAGCUCUUCUCCAACACCUGCCUAUUUAUGUUCAACAACGAAUAUAGCUUCCCCUGUUAAUUCCCACAGUGAACACCUUUCAGACACAAUGUUGUAUUAUAUAUUUUUUUUGUUCUCUUGCUCUCUGCAACCCAGCUGAUGUAUAAAUGUGGAUCUAAUUUUGAAGGAGGUAUUACAGGAUAUAUGUUUCCCAUCACUGUCAGUAUGUUUUUAUCGCUAACCUAACAAACCCCUUCCCUCACAGUAGAGAUACAUGAACUAGUAUGCACAGUACGUCCACUCAAAGGUUGUCUGGAAACAAAUUUUUGUCAGGUAACAGAAGUCUUGGCAUGCAUGCAUCAACGUGUGGAUUUCAGACCUCAUAUUUUGCAGUUUAUGUUUUGACUGGUGAAUAAAUAUUUAGCUGUUUCUAA
This is a messenger RNA of Dicentrarchus labrax (European seabass), 1235 nucleotides long. It is a transcript of the gene cops8, whose product is annotated as COP9 signalosome subunit 8. Gene Ontology annotation, biological process: protein deneddylation; COP9 signalosome assembly. The record is from RefSeq and is a predicted model, not a curated record. The transcript is spliced from 7 exons. Bases 144 to 668 code for a protein of 174 amino acids. Lineage: Eukaryota; Metazoa; Chordata; Actinopteri; Moronidae. Gene Ontology annotation, cellular component: COP9 signalosome.